UUGCCGAGACCACUGAACACUUUCGAAUACCAUGAUAAGAUUUAUUCUCGUUCAGAAUCGACAGGGCAAGACGCGGUUGUCCAAAUGGUAUGUACCUUACGACGACGAGGAGAAAGUCAGACUUCGGGGGGAAGUUCAUAGACUGAUCGCUCCUCGUGACCAGAAAUAUCAAUCAAAUUUUGUGGAGUUCAGGAGCCAUAAGGUGGUGUACAGACGUUACGCUGGAUUGUUCUUUUGUGUUUGUGUCGACGCCAACGAUAAUGAGCUUGCGUAUCUCGAAGCCAUCCAUCUAUUUGUCGAAGUCCUAGAUGCAUUUUUCGAUAACGUAUGUGAGCUGGAUCUAGUGUUUAAUUUCUAUAAAGUAUAUGCGAUCUUGGAUGAGAUAUUCUUGGCUGGUGAGAUUGAGGAAACCAGCAAAGAGGUCGUUCUAUCCCGACUUGAGGAGCUGGAAAAGCUGGAAUGACGAGACCGGUGCUGCACUAAGUGAUUACAGCAGGCCUAUUUGUUUCUAUCAUAUCAAUCAUAAUCGUAAUUGCACUAUGAACUACCUUCCCCUUAUCUGUCCACCGCCCUCGUAGGUGGAUUAUUCUCAAGCGUGACGCUGCUUGGGCUCCCGCACCACUCAAUUUCUUUUGGAGUGUAGCGAAUGAAAUCGUUU
Serpula lacrymans var. lacrymans S7.9 is the source of this 658-nucleotide messenger RNA. RefSeq lists its product as uncharacterized. The transcript is spliced from 7 exons. Gene Ontology annotation, molecular function: clathrin-cargo adaptor activity. Gene Ontology annotation, cellular component: intracellular membrane-bounded organelle; AP-2 adaptor complex. The record is from RefSeq and is a predicted model, not a curated record. The coding region runs from base 32 to 463 and encodes 143 amino acids. Gene Ontology annotation, biological process: protein transport; clathrin-dependent endocytosis. Lineage: Eukaryota; Fungi; Basidiomycota; Agaricomycetes; Boletales; Serpulaceae.